AUGAUCCAGGCAACAGGAAAAUUACCUGGCCCUUUUUUGUUGCAUCAUAAAAAUAUGCCUGAUGAAAAGAAAUCAUACUAUAUUGGAAAGGUAACAAGAAAAACAUAUGAAUAUUUGGGAAUUUAUUUGGCGACGACAGUUAUGGAAAAAUGGGUUCUUUCUUUUGGCAAUAGCAUGUCUACUGUUGGAUUUUUGCAUAGUAAUAAUCAUUACAGUAAAUACGAGGCUACAAACACAAUAUCCAAAAAAUCUCAUUCUGAUCACGCUCAUAAUCAUACUAUGGAUCAUUGCUACAGCCUUAUUCUGCCUGACUACCGGUUAUCGGAAAGCUGCUUUAGCAAUAAUCAUUACAAUCUUUUUCGUUCAUGUAAUUCUUUGGUUUGCACAGCGAUAGCUGACCUUUUUGUUACCUGUGCUGCAGCUAUGAUAAUAUUUCUUACAACCUACGCAAGCAAAAUGCAUCUACAUUCAGGACAUCCUAGACUACUGUUAUGGACAGCUUUAAUUGCUGUUGAAAUUGCAUCUCUGUGUGGUUUUAUUGCUUUCAAUUGA
This is a messenger RNA of Trichobilharzia regenti, 552 nucleotides long. NCBI's taxonomy places the organism in Eukaryota, Metazoa, Platyhelminthes, Trematoda, Strigeidida, Schistosomatidae. The record is from the annotation of a GenBank genome assembly.